Messenger RNA from Dichotomopilus funicola, 813 nucleotides. RefSeq lists its product as uncharacterized. Gene Ontology annotation, cellular component: nucleus. The record is from RefSeq and is a predicted model, not a curated record. Bases 1 to 813 code for a protein of 270 amino acids. The transcript has 4 exons. Lineage: Eukaryota; Fungi; Ascomycota; Sordariomycetes; Sordariales; Chaetomiaceae.
AUGCCGAAAAGAAAAUCGUCCACGACAGAAAACCUCGUGCCCGAGACAGGGCAACGACGUUCUCGUCGGUUGCAAACUUCGGCUGAAAACUCGCGAACGGGACUGCAACAGGAAGUUGAGGUUGACUCAGCGGAGGCUUCGGUGAAGAAGACCGGAGCCAAGAGGGUCACGAAAAAGGAAAACAAAAACACUGAGCCACCGUCUAAGAAACCUCGGGGUGCACCGUUAAAAGAGGGCUCUCCUACGAGUGAUGGUCCACAAGAGCAGGCUAAGGGUAGUGAUGGGAAUGCUCCCACUGAAGGGGGGAGGAACUACUGGCUUCUCAAAGCGGAACCCGAGUCGCGGUUCGAAAAUGGCGUCGACGUCAAGUUCUCCAUCGACGAUUUAGCGGCUAGGACGGAGCCUGAGCCAUGGGACGGUAUUCGCGCCUAUGCCGCCCGCAACAACCUACGGGCUAUGAAGAAGGGCGAGCUUGCCUUCUUCUACCACUCUAACUGCAAAGAGCCAGGCAUCGUGGGCACGAUGGAAAUUGUGAAGGAGCACUCUCCAGACUUAUCCGCCCACGACCCUAAAGCACCGUAUUACGACCCCAAAUCUAAACCCGACGACCCGAAAUGGAGUGUGGUACAUGUCGUAUUCCGCAGCAAAUUUGCCAGCCCCAUUGGGCUGAAGGAGCUCCGCGAGAUGGGUGGUGGACCGGGGAAGCCGUUGGAGAACAUGCAAAUGCUCAAGCAGUCUAGACUGAGUGUGAGCCGAGUGAGUGAAAAGGAGUGGGAGUAUUUAAUCGGUAUUGCGGAGGGGAAGACGGCAUAG